AUGCUGCAACUGCUGCAGCAGCGCAAUUUGCUGGGGUUACUCCGAUUUGUAGCCGUACUGCUGGGGCUCAUCUGUCUUUUCUCGGUGAUCUUUCAGCUGCUCAUGGCCUACGAGGGUCAGACACACUCGUGGGUGACCGGCUUCUACUGGACUUUGUCGACCAUGUCGACGCUUGGCUAUGGUGACGUCAGUUUUGUUUCAGACCCGGGUCGUUUGUUCUCUAUAUUCGUAUUGCUGUCUGGCGUAAUCUUCAUGUUGGUGCUACUGCCAUUUACAUUUAUGGAGCUCUUCUACGCACCCUGGGUUGAAAUGCGUGCUGCGAAUCGCAUUCCUCGGAAAGUAAACGACAACUUAACCGGGCACGUCAUCAUGACGUUCUAUGGCCCGGUAGCCAGUGCACUGAUCGCAAAACUCAAACAGUUCAAAUAUCCAUACGUGGUUAUUCUGCCGGAAGCAGAUGAGGUCAUGCAGUUGAUUGACCACGGCAUUAACGCGAUUCAUGGCGAGCUUAAUCUGCCGGAAACGUAUAUCAACGCGCGGGUGGAACAGGCUUCCCUGGUUGCCACGACCCGCACAGACAUCGCCAAUACAUCAAUAGUUUUUACCGUACGCGGUAUCACUAAAACCACACCGGUCAUCGCUACCGCCAGAGACAGCGACUCUAAAGAUGUGUUGCGCCUGGCAGGCUCGUCACGGGUACUCGAUUUAACACAUCUGAUGUCUGAGAGCCUGGCAAGGCGUGCAAUUGGGGGUAACGAGCUGAUUCACAUCAUCGGCAAUAUUGAUGACCUCCUGAUUGCCGAAGUGGAUGCAUCCAAAACUAAUUUAGUGGGCAUCGACUACAUUACCGCACAACGACAAACCAGCGUCAGCAUCGUCGGUUUCUGGGAUCGUGGCACCUUUCAAGUCGGUGAACAGGACAGCAAGAUCGAACCCCAUAGCCUUCUCGUGAUGGCUGGAUCAAAAGCCCAGCUUGAUGAGUUCAACCGAUUGUAUUGUCACGAAAUGCAAACAAGCGAACACAAACCCGUCAUCAUUAUCGGCGGCGGCCGCGUAGGUCGUGCCACUGCUCGUGCGCUGGCACGACGCGGCAUCGACUAUCGCAUCGUUGAACAGAUUCCAGAGCGCGUACCAGAUUCGGAUAAAUACAUUCUAGGGUCCGCUUCGGACAAAAACAUAUUGCGCCAGGCAGGCAUCGACAAAGCACCCACUGUCAUCAUUACAACAAAAGACGAUGAGACAAACACCUAUCUGACAAUUUUUUCCCGCUUGCUGCGCCCGGAUAUCCAGAUUAUCUGCCGCGCAAGCCUGGAAACCAGCGUUGCAGGAUUGCACCGGGCAGGCUCCGACAUUGUCAUGUCUUAUGCUUCGAUGGGCUCAAACGCACUGUUUAACCUGCUCCAGCGCAGCGAUCUUCUGAUGGUUGCUGAAGGUCUGGAUGUUUUCAAAGUAGAGGUGCCUCAACAACUUGUUGAUAAGACAUUGGAAGAAGCGAAUAUCAAACACCUGACAACCUGCAGCGUUAUUGGUAUCGACAAAGACAACCGGACCAUCACCAACCCGGAACCCGACACACGUCUGCAGGCCAACGAAGAAAUCGUUUUGAUCGGCACCCCGGAAGUGAUCAUAUUGCUGAUCGGUCACGGCCUGCAGCUGACGUUGUUACCAUUACGGGCUGAGUCACUCGGCUGGUCGAUAAACGACAUUGGGAUGACGGGCUCUUUCUAUUUUCUCGGCUUCCUGCUGGGCUGUAUCUUUAUUCCCAGGUUUGUAGCAGCCGUAGGUCAUAUCCGUACCUUUUCAACCCUGACCACCAUCAACGGCGCCGCUCUGUUGUGCAUCCUUCUAUCAGACGACCCCUAUGUGUGGUCCGGGCUACGCUUAAUGACCGGUAUCGGCAUUUCAGGUUGUUACCUGGUUAUCGAGAGCUGGCUGAAUGAGUACACUAAUAAUGCCAAGCGAGGGCGCAUCCUGGCUGUUUAUACGGUGAUCGUUCUGUUGUCGAUGAGUGUCGGGCAAUUACUGAUUAACCUGGGCAGUCCCAGCGGCUUCACCACCAUCGUACUGGGCACCCUGCUGCUGUCUCUCUCCAUCAUUCCGGUAGCACUGUCGAAAGUUGAACAGCCUGCACCGCUUGCAACACUCGAGUUUCGCUUCAAGGAUAUCUAUCACGCCUCCCCCGCUGCUGUUGGCGGCGCACUUGCCAUCGGUACCGUUACCGGCGCGUUGUUUGGUCUGACCCCCGUAUUCGGCAAGAUUGCGGGGUUGUCCGUCAGCGAGAUUGCCUGGCUGAUGAUAGUCAUGGUGCUGGGAGGCGCGGCUUUUCAGCUUCCCGCUGGACAUAUUUCCGAUCGCUACGAUCGCCGCAAAGUCAUGAUGGGAUUGUUGAUUAUUGGCAUCAUCACAGCGAUUGUUGGCACUCUGCUGCAACAGCCUCCCAGUUGGCUGGUAAUGCUGUUGUUUUUCAUCAUCGGCGGUAGUGCUAUUGCCAUUUACCCUCUGUGCCUGGCGCAUGCAAACGAUCGCUACCCAGGGCAAUUCCUGCAGGUGGGCACGGUGAUCCUACUGGUCAACGGCGCAGGUUCGAUUACAGGACCUCUGCUUGGCGCAAAUGCGAUGGCGCAAAUCGGACCAUCGGGCUUUCUUGCCUAUCUGGAGAGAGCUUGCAUGGACGACAAAUGGACUGACUACAUCCUCGAUUCUUUGGAUCUUGAUGAGUCCAAUCGACAGCCCAUCGCAGGAAAACCGCCAGCAGGCGCGGAAAUUUCUGCAGAGACUAUCCGUCGCUAUUUUGCUGACAACAUCUAUCCCUUCAGCGAGAGAUUGAAACCGAAGCAGUACUUUGAAGAAAAGCGAGAACUCCAGAUUGAGCUCGUGAAACUUCAGAACUGGAUCAAAGAAACCGGUAACAAACUCGUUGUGAUUUUUGAAGGCCGGGACGCAGCAGGCAAAGGCAGCACCAUCAAACGUUUUAUGGAACACCUCAAUCCCCGAGGCGCAAGAGUGGUUGCGCUGGAAAAGCCUGACCAAAGAGAGUCUGGACAAUGGUAUUUCCAGCGUUACGUUCAACACCUGCCAAGUGCUGGUGAAAUCGUUUUUUUCGAUAGAUCCUGGUACAACCGUGCUGGCGUUGAAAAAGUAAUGGGCUUCUGCAGCGAUGAGGAAUACCAGCAGUUUCUUGUGCAAUCCCCUGAUUACGAACGUAUGCUGGUGAAGAGCGGUACGUUUAUUAUCAAAUUCUAUCUUUCUAUCAGUCGUCAGGAACAGGCCCAGCGCUUCGAAGAACGGGCGACUAACCCCCUGAAACAGUGGAAAUUCUCAGUUGUAGACAAAGAAGCGCAGAGUCGCUGGGACGACUAUACCCAGGCAAAAGAAGAAACGUUCAGACGCACGGACUCCGCUGAAGCACCCUGGAUCAUCGUCAAAGGUGAAGAUAAAUUACGCGCCCGCCUGGAAACCAUGCGCUAUGUCCUCAGCCAGUUCGAAUACACAGGCAAGGACCAGAACAAGCUCGGCACAGCCAACCCCUUGCUGAUUGCACCGGUCAAAAUCCUGACUAAUUACUCCGACAGUUAG
Messenger RNA from Symbiodinium necroappetens, 3576 nucleotides. The record is from the annotation of a GenBank genome assembly. Lineage: Eukaryota; Dinophyceae; Suessiales; Symbiodiniaceae.